Diachasmimorpha longicaudata is the source of this 416-nucleotide messenger RNA. RefSeq lists its product as uncharacterized. The record is from RefSeq and is a predicted model, not a curated record. Bases 57 to 416 code for a protein of 119 amino acids. Lineage: Eukaryota; Metazoa; Arthropoda; Insecta; Hymenoptera; Braconidae. The transcript is spliced from 2 exons.
AAUCAGAAAAAAAUCGAUCCAAGGACAACACAUCGAAGGAUAUCAUCCCUGAGCCCAUGAUGGAAUUGGAUUCAUCGAUCGAGAUCAUUCCCAGCACUCCAUCAGUCAUCAAUUUAAUCCUGGAACGCGAGGGUGAAGAUGCUCAGCAUGGAUCAUUGAAUUUCGCGACCUCAACCCCGAAAAAACCGCGAAAAACUAUCGAGGAAAUCGAGGCCGUUCUAGUCGCGUUGGGCGCGAAUCUAGAACAAAGGAAUCGCGAGGAUGAUUACGAAGUGCGAUGCACUCCAACGCAGCGUCAAAAAGAGCUUGAUCAAAUUGCGAUGCAAUUGGAUCAAAGCAGUGAUGAUGAUGACGAAGGAUUGGCCAUCCAGAGUCUUGAUUUCACCCCGUUAUCACCCAGUAACCGUUCGGGCUAA